AUGGGCACUUCAAAGUCCAGCCCAACCGUCCUCCCCCUAAUUCCGCUUGCACCCCCCCUCGCCGUCCUUCCCGGCACCACGCUCAAGAUCCCCAUUACCAACCGCAGCGAUGUCGCGGCCAUCCUGGCCAAAAUCUACAGCAUCAGUCCAACCGCACGUCCAGACGCUGCCAUAACCGUCGCCUGCGUGCCCUUGUGCUCAAACACCCUGUCACCCGACGGACGACUGUUGAUCACCAAUGCCAACGACGGCGAGGGUGGCGGCGCAAGGGCAAAGGGAAACAAGGGCAACGUCUAUGAGAGCGAUCCGAUGUUGGCGACGAAGAAGGAUGUCUUUGGCUGGGCCUGUGUGGCCAAAGUCAGCGGGGUGCAGGGCCGACGGCAGGGAGAUUUGAGUUUGGUCGUCGAGGGUCUGGAGAGGGUGAGGGUGGUGGGUGUUGUCCAGGAACGGCCGUACUUUGAAGGCGAAUUGGAGGCCUGUGACGAGAUGAUCGACGUUGCAAGCCAAGAAUUCAUCCAUCAAUUCAAUCUGCUCAAGCAAUUGUCACGCGAACUCCUCGCCCUCGUCCGCCUCUCCGCAAUCCUCCCACGCGCCCCCACAGUCACACUCUCGCCCAUUGUCGCGCGAAGGCUCGAACUCUACAUCACAAGGAAGGAUCUGGUCGAAGCUGGCGCGCUCGCAGACUUCAUGGCGAAUGUGGUGGACUGCACCCAUGAGGAGAAGCUACGGGUGCUGGCCGCGGUAGACCCCAAGGAGCGCAUCGACCGCGUCAUUGAGAUUCUGCAGCGGCAGAUUAGCAAUAUCCAAGGCAGCACGAGGAUCACGGUGACAACCUCCCAAGGCCCCAAUGGCAGUUUCGACAUUGAUCAGCUGCGAAGACUGCAACAGGAAGCCCUUGUCAGACGGGGCAAGGCAGGCCUGCCAGCUGGAUUCCCCGUCGGCUUCCCCGGUGGAGGACAGCAGGCGGGUGAAGAGGACGGCAAUGAGAUGGACGAGUUGAAGAAGAAGUUGCAAGAUGCCAGACUGUCGACGGACGCAGAAAAGGUGGCACAGCGCGAGUUGGCCAGACUGCAGAAGAUGAACCCGGCGCAGGCCGAAUACCAGGUCUGCCGGAAUUACCUCGAGAAUCUGGCCGAGAUUCCAUGGACAAAGACGACGGCGGACCAGCUCGACGCAAGCACUUUGAUGCGGGCCAAGAAGCAACUGGACGACGACCAUUAUGGGCUGGACAAGAUCAAGAAGAGGCUGUUGGAGUACCUGGCCGUCUUGAAGCUCAAGGAGCAGGCAAACAGGAGUAUCGACGACCAGAUCCGCGCCUUGAGCGAAGCCCCUGGCGCUGAAGAAGCAGAGUCGCCCGAACGGGCUGUGGAAGAGAAGGCGCCACGUGAACAGUCGGAGGCCGAGCUACGAUUGCUAGAGAAGAAGCGCAUGGUCGACAAAUCCCCCAUCCUGCUCCUUGCCGGCCCACCCGGUGUGGGCAAGACGUCACUUGCAAAGUCUGUCGCCACCGCCCUGGGUCGAAAGUUCCACCGCAUCUCCCUCGGCGGUGUCCGUGACGAAGCCGAGAUUCGUGGUCAUCGACGGACCUAUGUGGCUGCCAUGCCUGGCCUGAUUGUCAACGGGCUGAAGAAAGUGGGUGUGGCGAACCCCGUGAUCCUACUCGAUGAAAUCGAUAAACUGGCCGGAAGCAACCACAACGGCGAUCCCAGUGCUGCCAUGUUGGAAGUGCUGGACCCAGAGCAAAAUCACACGUUUACAGACCACUAUGUUGGUAUCCCGAUUGACCUGUCUAAAGUGCUCUUCAUUGCUACAGCAAACAGCCUCGACACCAUCCCGCCGCCGCUCCUAGAUCGCAUGGAAACCAUUGAACUCAGCGGCUACACUACGAUUGAAAAACGGCACAUUGCUUCUCGACACCUGAUCCCCAAACAAAUCACCACCAACGGUCUGCGCCCAGAAAACGUCAGUAUCCCGACCGAAGUCCUGGACAAGAUUAUUACAAACUACACGCGCGAAUCCGGCGUGCGCAACCUCGAGCGCGAAAUCGGAAGCAUCUGCCGUGGCAAAGCGGUCGAAUACGCCACGGCAAAGGAUACAAACACGCUGCCUACCUACUCCCCGGUCGUCACCAUGGCCGACGUGGACGCGACACUGGGCAUCGAACGCUUCACGGACGAACUCACCGAGCAGACGUCCAAACCCGGCGUCAUCACCGGUCUCGUGGCCUAUUCCUCUGGCGGCCAGGGCAGCAUCCUCUUCAUUGAGAUUCUGGAUAUGCCAGGCACCGGACGGGUGCAACUGACGGGCAAACUGGGCGAUGUGCUCAAGGAAAGCGUGGAAGUGGCGUUGACGUGGGUGAAGGCGCAUGCGUUUGAGCUGGGGCUCAGCGGGAGUGUGGACGAGGACAUUAUGAAGAAUCGCAGUAUCCACGUCCAUUGUCCGAGCGGGGCGAUUCCCAAGGACGGACCGAGUGCCGGUCUCGCCCACACGAUCGCCCUCGUCAGCCUGUUCUCGAACCAGCCCGUUCCGCCCACGCUGGCCAUGACGGGCGAAGUCAGUCUGAGGGGCAGGGUGUUGCCCGUGGGCGGGAUCAAGGAGAAGCUGAUUGGGGCGUUGAGGGCGGGGGUGGAGAGGGUCUUGUUGCCCGAGGGCAAUCGCAAGGAUGCGAGGGAGUUGCCGGACGAGGUGAAGAGGGGGAUCAAGAUUGAGUUUGUGGGUCACAUUUGGGAGGCGUUGGGGUUGGUGUGGCCGGAGCGGUGGGAGGGCAAGGGGUUGGGUGCGUGGGAGAGUAGGUUGUAG
Messenger RNA from Plenodomus lingam JN3, 2799 nucleotides. RefSeq lists its product as uncharacterized. Gene Ontology annotation, biological process: protein catabolic process; protein processing; protein targeting to peroxisome. Gene Ontology annotation, molecular function: ATP-dependent peptidase activity; ATP binding; serine-type endopeptidase activity. NCBI's taxonomy places the organism in Eukaryota, Fungi, Ascomycota, Dothideomycetes, Pleosporales, Leptosphaeriaceae. The record is from RefSeq and is a predicted model, not a curated record. Gene Ontology annotation, cellular component: peroxisomal matrix.